This is a messenger RNA of Sphenostylis stenocarpa, 555 nucleotides long. The record is from the annotation of a GenBank genome assembly. Lineage: Eukaryota; Viridiplantae; Streptophyta; Magnoliopsida; Fabales; Fabaceae.
AUGGAAUUAUGCAUGGGCUUUGCAACUGGGGUUGCAACACAAGUUGGACAAUCAAUACUAAUACCAAUGAAUAGAGAGUUAGGGUUUGUAGUGAACUACAAAAAAAACAUCAUCAAACUUAAGACCGAACUUCGAGGGUUAGAAGCUAAGAAAAAUAGGAUACAAGACAUUGUGGAUGAAGAUACUAAAAAUGGACGCCAAAUUGUUCUAAAUGUUGAAGAAUGGCUUUGCAAGGUUGCAGCCACAGAAAAAGAGUUGGAGGAGUUCUUCAAAGAUGAAGCCAACAAGAACACGUGCAUAAGAGGGUGUUGUCCAAAUUUGGUGUCUCGUCUUUCUCUAAGCAAAAGGGCCAAGAAAUGGAGUGCACGUGUCACAUCCUUAGUGGAAGAGAAAUUUGAGGUCAUUUCCUACCCUGCCCCUCUACCCAGAGAGAAACCUUCUUUCUUUGAUAAUAUUAAGAUUGGUGUUAACAUGACAGAUUUUAAGAAUUUGCCUAAGAUUAAAAGUGUCGGAUUUGGAAUACCCAUGUUUGGUCUCAAUGUUCACUUCAGUUAG